Messenger RNA from Panthera uncia (snow leopard), 13128 nucleotides. RefSeq names its product casein kinase 1 gamma 1 (gene CSNK1G1). Lineage: Eukaryota; Metazoa; Chordata; Mammalia; Carnivora; Felidae. Gene Ontology annotation, biological process: peptidyl-serine phosphorylation; signal transduction; endocytosis. The record is from RefSeq and is a predicted model, not a curated record. The transcript is spliced from 14 exons. Gene Ontology annotation, cellular component: cytoplasm; plasma membrane; nucleus. Bases 5841 to 7217 code for a protein of 458 amino acids. Gene Ontology annotation, molecular function: protein serine/threonine kinase activity; ATP binding.
GGGGCGCAGGCCGGCGUGUUUGUGGCGGCUAGCGGGGGUGGAAUGGAGGGUUUGGGGGACCCCGCUGGCAGAGAGUGUCGGGUGGCCAGCUCGAGGUUGUGGAGGAGGCGCCCCCUCGGAUGCAGAGUUCGGCCGGAGUGGACUGGGAGUUUGCCCCCUGGAGGAUUCGCUCUGAAAGGGGGAGCAUCCUCGGGCCAAAAGGGGAGCAUGGACCUCGUCAUAGUGGUUAGGGCAAUUCCUUGCUUCCCUUGCCUACCCUCCUGAAACGGAGCACUGCUUUCAGGGUUGUGGGGGGUUGUUAGUCGGCUGGGCACCGCGGGGAGCCGCCCUUGGCUGAGCUAGGGCAGAAGAGUGGGUAAGGAGACCUCUCUCCACCCAACUUCCGUGUGCUUCUUCCACUUCUUCCUUUACUGCUCUCUCGCCCCAGAGUCCUUAUCGGAGCGGUACCCCCAAGUGGGCAAACAUCACAACCUAUAUGAGAGGGUGGAACUGGGUUCGUUGCCCCUAAAUGAUACUUCAAAUGUUUGGAAAGUGCCAGAAUGGCAUAUUUAACCAGGUAUCCCAGCUCGAUAUUGAAUCUGGUAUAAAUUGUCUUAGAAAAGUGCAGUACGGAAAAGCACCAAACUACAGGCUAGUCGGGUAUAGCCUUGUUUGGUAGAUAUGCAUGUUUGUAAAAAAUAGGUUGGGGGAACUAUAUAGAUAUAGAGGUCUAGGCGAGACAUGUUGAGGCAAGCCUCUUUUUCCAAUCUGUUUCUUAUCUGCCUGUAAGCCUGUUCUAGUUUAAAUGAAGCAGAAAGACCCUCUUCAUUUAUAUUUCAAUUAGCGACUGAAUUGUAGGUACUAUGGUAAUAGAUGUCCCAGAAUAGAUAGGUAAACGUUCAGAGACUAGAUGCUCUGCUUUUGAGCCUGUCUCUUAAUCUUUUAAGGAGAUAAUUGUGGUCAAGUGGAAGUAUUGGCUUUGAGAUAGGUAAAUCUGGGAUUGAACCCAGACUAUGCCACUGGCUAGUUGUUGACCUUGGGCAAGUCAUGGGACCUACCAGAGAUUUAGUUUCUUUGUAAGCAGAAUGAGUAAAAAAUUUUACCAGUAUUUUAAGAGUGUGUGUGUGUGUGUGUGUGUGUGUGUGUGUUGUAUUUAAAGAACAGUCCACUUCAAAUGGAAGCACCUUCUAACUGAAAGAUCAGUUAUUAUCAUUAAUCUCACACAGUCAAGGUAGCCCAAUUUUGUGGAAUGAGGUUUGAGACAGGAAGUGAAUGGAUAAUAUUGCAAAAGCAUAUGUAUACAACAGGGCUUUCAAUGGCUUCUAGAAAUUGAUCAUAAGUAGCAGGAAAUUCAAUGAUCAGAUGUUUCUGUAAACUCUAAAUAAAGGACAGUAUAUGCACUUACUGAAGUGAGCAAUAUUGUUUCUCUCAGAUUUUUCUCAGAUUUGUGUCUAGUGUAGAUUGAUAGAAAGAUAUUUAAAGAGUAAUGUACAGGGGAGGCUGGGUGGCUCAUUUGGUUAAGCUGCCCUCUUCGGCUCAGGUCAUGAUCUCUUGGUUCAUGAGUUAGAGCCUUGUGUCAGACUCUGUGCUGACAGUUCAGAGCCUGGAGCCUGCUUCAGAUUCUGUGUCUCCCUCUUUCUCUGCCCUCCCACUGCUCGCUCACUCUCUCUCUGAAACAAAUAAACAUUAAGAAAAAAGUAAUGUAUAUAAAUGUUUUUAAAGUUUUUAAUUCCAGUUAGUUAACAUACAGUAUUAUUUUAGUUUCAGGUGAACAAUAUAGUAAUUCAUCACUUCCAUAUGUACAACACAUAGAUAUUUUGAUUAAGUUCAUAUGUCUCUGCAGAGAAUUAAAAUUGGGGCAUAAACUAGAAAAUAGUUGCGAUUUUAAGAUUAACAUCAACAUCAGUAGCAUGACUCAUCUUAAUUAGACUUAAACUAUUAGCAGUACUUAUAGAAUUCUUAUGUGUAAUUCUGUAAAACAAGUGAAAAUGGAAUGAAUUUCUGCCUUUAAAGCCUUCAUGAUGAGAAUGUAGAACUAAAUCUCAGAAACUGUCUUUAUGUUGAUCACUUUAUAGAUUUAAAAUGAUACAGUUACACGUAACCCAUUAUAUCAGAUUACCAAAUAAUAUAUUUUGCUUUGUAAUGUAAGCUGUAGUUAAUAAUUUUUAAAUGUACUUUAUACUCAGUAUAAGUCAAAUCAUUUGCUUUAAUAAGAUUUUUUAUGUGUGGAAAGUGGGCAUAAAGUUGGUAAUUCAUUAUCACUUUUUAGAGUGGUUUAUAGGUUUUACAUAUUUUAAGAGAAAUUUUCAAAUAAAUUUCUUUCCCGUGUCUCUGUUCACAGAGUUCAACUUUUUUUUUUUUUUUUUUUUUUUUAAAUAAAAGUCUGAACUCUAUGGAGCAUUGGGUGGCUUAGUUGGUUAAGCGCCCAUCUCUUGAUUUCCGCUCAGGUCAUGAUCUCAAAAAUAAAUAAACAUUAAAAAAAAAAAAACUCUCUAACUAUAUUGCAUGCUCUUUGAAGUAGAAAUACUAUCUUAAAUUUUAUCUGCCAUUGCAGCUACAUAACAGGCACCAAAUAAAUGUUGGUCCAAUUGAAAAAUGGCUGGAUAUAUACAGACCAUUAGGACACUUAUCAGUGAGCUUUUCUACUCAAAGUAUGUGGUCAUUCCAAGGAUCUUUGCAGUUGUCCUUUAGGAAAUUUGCUUGUCAGGAAAUCUAAAAAAUGACUAAACCCUUUUCAGUAUACAUCUCUUGGAUGAUCUCAAAAAGUUUGAGGAAAGAUUGGGAAGGUUUAUAUACCACAUACGAGAAUCAUGUAAGGAACAAAGUACAGUUAAUUUUAUCAGUGCUGCCAAAUUAGUAGUGAAAGAGUUACCGUGGAAAUGUUUUAAAAAUGCCAAACAGUGCUUUACUCAAACCAAAUGAAUAUUCUUCCAGAGCUUGUUCCUAUUUUAAAGUAUAUUACUUUCUGCAGAUAUGAUUUGGUCUCUAAUAAGGAUAAAUAAUCACUGUAUAAAGAAAAAAACGGUUGAUAUCACAGACAAACUUUAAUAUCGCCAGUCUUGGUAGAAACUGCUUCAAUGGCUUUAGAUAAGUGGAAGUAGAUUUUCAUGAAAGAACUGUAGAAUUUGUGGAAUGAUAGUUUUUCUCUUUUUAACAUCUUUCUUAUCUCUACUCAUUUCUGCCUAAGAUAGAAACUUUGAGACGCUGGGAGGGGGAAAAAGUGAAUUUACUUCAGAAUUACCAUUUUAAGUAUGUGGAUUACUUAUUUGGAGAGCUAAAUUGGAUUUUGACAUUAUUGGGAUUGUGUUCAAGAUGGACUCAGGGGAAAAAAAAAAUCAGAUGCCAUCUGUUUCAGAUUCCUUAUUCCCUCACCCCUUCGUGUUUUAUGGCUUUGAAUUCAACAGAUUAUUUUUCAAAACUAAAAAUCCUCAGUAGAUUUAGUUUAUAUAAUUUCAGCUAUAUCAAUGAACAUAUAACUAAUAGAACUUGCAUGUUUAUAUUGAGUUACACAAAAAGAUCACAGACAAUGGUUAAAAGUAAUUUAAACUACCUGACUAUUAAGUAGCUUCUUGUAUCUUGGUCAUCAUUGACUUAAUGAACCAUUUUUGUCAGAAAUACUUGUUGGUGGAAGUUGCUUUAAAAAAAUUGGGUAAUGGAGUUACAGAAUAAAUAUUUUUUAGUCCUUGAUGUUGCCACUUACAGAAGAGAAGUUUCUGCUGAGGAUUUUUUCAUUUUAGUGAUAAGUCUAUUUAAACUUAGGCUUUCAGCAGGGAGUUUGGCCUUACCAUAUACCAGCUGCUAUUGUUUUCAUCUAAAUGGCACCAUACACUUCAUAGGGCGCAUACUUGCCAUUUUUCAGUUUGGAUCUUAAUAAAUCCUGAGGAUAGGCUUUUGGGUUUACUGAGCUGGAAAAGACCAUAACUUGUUUAGGUUAUAGUACUUGGCACCUGGCAUGGACCAGAAAUACCCAAGCAUCUUUGAGAAACUAUAAAGUAGUACCAGUGUAGUAUCUGAGACAUGGCCUGAAGAGAGACCAAUCUGGAUAGAAGAGAGCCAUGUUUUAUCUGCAGCAGGAAUAUUCUGGUAUUGUAAGAGCACUGAUGGACUGCCCCUGUAUCGUUUAGUCUGUUCCUCACCAGAAGCUCCAAGUGUGCAAUGUAGUUAUGGCAAGGGCUGGGGUGUCAGGGAUGGGAAUUGUUCUUCAAUAAUUGCUAACCCAUCACAAUGGAGGCGUAGACAUAUUGGGGAAAGGGAUAUUCUCUUGGAUUUUGCCUUGGCCAGAGAAGCUGACUGAACAGGUAGCCAUUGCCUUUGCCAUCCAAGAGGACUUGGUACUACCAACACCUCUAGGUGCCGGGUAAGCCUGUCAAAACAACGUGGUUUGAUGGCUUCAUCAAAAUAACAGUUGACAGACUAAGCAAAGGCAACGAAAAGCAAAAAUAAACAAGUGGGACUACAUCAAACUAAAAAGCUUCUGCACAGUAAAGGGAGCCAUCAAUAAAAGGAAAAGGUAACCUACUGAAUGGAGAAAAUAUUUGCAAAUCAUAUAUCUGAUAAGUGGUCAAUAUCUAAAAUAUAUUAAAAAAUCAAACAAGUCAGUCAAAAAAAUCUGAUUAAAAAUGGGCAGAGGAACUGAAAAGACAUUUUCCAAAGAAAACAUACAGGUGGCCAACAGGUAUAUGGAAAGAUGCUCAAUAUUAUUAAUCCCAGGGAAAUGCAAAUCAAAACCACAAUGAAGUAACACUUCACACCUGUUAAAAUGACUGUCGUCAAAAUGAUAAAUAAAAAGUUGGUAAGGAUGUGGAGAAAAGGGAACCCUUGUGCACUGUUGGUGGAAAUGUAAAUUGGUACACCUGCUGUAGGAAACAGUAAGAAAGUUCCUCAAGAAAUUAAGAGAUAACUUUACCCCCAUGUUCGUUGCAGCAUUAUGUGCAAUAGCCAAGACAUAGAAACAGGCUAAGUGCCCAUCAACAGAUAAGUGAACAAACAAGGUGUAAUAAAGGUGUGUAAUACACACAUACACACAUAUGCACACACACGACACUAUUAAGCCAUAAAAAUAAAUACUGCCAUUCAUGGCAAUGUGAAUGGACCUUGAGGGCAUUAUCCUAAGUGAAAUAAGACAGAGUAAAACAAAUACUGUAUGAUCUCACAUGUAUGGAAUGUAAAAAACCUGAACUCAGAACAGCAGAUUGGUGUUGCCUGAGGCAGGGGGCAGGAGGUAGGAGUGGGUGUGGGAAGGGUUGUGAAGGUGGUUAAAAGGUAUAGUGGUCCCCCACCUUAUCUGCAAGGGAUAAGUUCCAGGACCCCCAGUAGAUGCCUGAAAUCAUGGAUAGUACUGUACCCUAUAUAUGCUGUAUUUUUUCCUAUACAUACAUACCUCCGAUAAAGUUUAUCAGUUAGGCACAGUAAGAGAUUAGCAACAAUAGCUGACAGUAAUAGAGGUUACGUGAAUAUCAUUCCUCCUGCCAGUCUUACUGUACUGUGUUCACUCUUUUUAUUCUUGUGAUGAUGUGAGAUGAUCAGGUGCUUACAUGAUGAGAUGAAGUGAAUGACAUAGGCAUUAUGAUGUAGCCUUAGGCUUCUAUUGACCUUCUGAUGAUAUGGCAGAAGGAAGAUUAUCCCCGCCUAGAUGGAAGUUGACUGUUACAAAAUACCCUCCUAUGCUUGAGAUCCAGAGACUACGUGUCCUACGAGAACGAAUCAGUUGUUCAUCUCCUGGAAAUACAUUAGAAACAUAAAUAUGGUGCCAAAAGAUUUCCUUACCUUUCUCUGACUACAGUUUAUUUGGACAUACUUUUGUAUUGAAGAGAGGUACACAGACUGAGGCUACUUGUGCAGAGACUCUGUCGUGUAGGAUCAUGGACCAUCCUAGUAGAGAGAAGGAUGAAAGACAACGGACAACUAAACCCAUGGCACAAAGGAGUGCACACUGUACCCGACCGUCUGGCUCCUCAACAUCCUCUGGGGUUCUUAUGGUGGGACCCAACUUCAGGGUUGGCAAGAAGAUAGGGUGUGGGAACUUCGGAGAGCUCAGAUUAGGUAAAAAUCUCUACACCAAUGAAUAUGUAGCUAUCAAACUGGAACCAAUAAAAUCACGUGCUCCACAGCUUCAUUUAGAAUACAGGUUUUAUAAACAGCUCGGCAGUGCAGGUGAAGGUCUUCCACAGGUGUAUUACUUUGGACCAUGUGGAAAAUACAACGCCAUGGUGCUGGAGCUCCUUGGCCCUAGCUUGGAGGACUUGUUUGACCUCUGUGACCGAACUUUUACUUUGAAGACUGUGUUAAUGAUAGCCAUCCAGUUGCUUUCUCGAAUGGAAUAUGUGCAUUCAAAGAAUCUCAUUUACCGAGAUGUGAAGCCAGAGAAUUUCCUGAUUGGCCGACAAGGCAACAAGAAAGAGCAUGUUAUACACAUUAUAGACUUUGGACUGGCCAAGGAAUACAUUGACCCUGAAACCAAAAAACACAUACCUUAUAGGGAGCACAAAAGUUUAACUGGAACUGCAAGAUACAUGUCUAUCAACACGCAUCUUGGCAAAGAGCAAAGCCGGCGGGAUGAUUUGGAAGCCCUGGGCCAUAUGUUCAUGUAUUUCCUUCGAGGCAGCCUACCCUGGCAAGGACUCAAGGCUGAUACAUUAAAAGAGAGAUAUCAGAAAAUUGGUGACACCAAAAGGAAUACUCCCAUUGAAGCUCUCUGUGAAAACUUUCCAGAGAUGGCAACGUACCUGCGCUAUGUCAGGCGAUUAGACUUCUUUGAAAAACCUGACUAUGAGUAUUUACGGACCCUCUUCACAGACCUCUUUGAAAGGAAAGGCUACACCUUUGACUAUGCCUACGAUUGGGUCGGGAGACCUAUUCCUACUCCAGUAGGGUCAGUUCAUGUAGAUUCUGGUGCAUCUGCAAUAACUCGAGAAAGCCACACACACAGGGAUCGGCCGUCACAGCAACAGCCUCUGCGAAAUCAGACUGCAUCGUCAGAGCGCCGAGGAGAGUGGGAAAUCCAGCCCAGCCGGCAGACCAAUACCUCGUACCUGACGUCUCACUUGGCUGCAGACCGCCAUGGGGGAUCAGUGCAGGUGGUUAGCUCAACCAAUGGAGAGCUGAAUGUCGAUGACCCCACAGGAGCACACUCCAAUGCACCAAUCACAGCUCACGCCGAGGUGGAGGUAGUCGAGGAAGCUAAGUGCUGCUGUUUCUUUAAGAGGAAAAGGAAGAAGACUGCCCAGCGCCACAAGUGACCAGUGCCUCCCAGGAGUCCUCAGGCCCUGGGGACUCUAACUCAAUUGCACCCGCAGCUCCUGCCAUUUUUCAUUGGAAGGGACUCCUCUAUGGGGGAGGGUGGAGGUCCAAACCAAAAAGAAGAAAACAGAUGCCCCCAGAAGGAGCCAGUGCAGGCAGCCAGGGCCCAGUGGGUCAGUGGCCAUCCCCGCCUGCCUACAGCUCUGAGCAGGUCCCAGAGCUGCAGCUCCUCCACUGCUUGCCCUCGGGGCUGCCUGGUUGACUCUCCUUCCUAUUGUUUACAGUGAAGGUGUCAUUCACAAAAACUCAAGGACUACUAUUCUCUUCCCUCCCGUAGUUUACUCCCGGUUCUUGCCCCACCCUCAACCCUCUCCAGCAUAAAAGCUAGUGAGUUAAAGGCUUUGUCUGCUGAAAGAGCUUAAGAGGCUGGGGGUGCGGUCAAGAAGGCAGGGGGAAGAUGGCAGGCCUGGCAGGAGAAGAACGUUCUCCACCUACCAGGUGUGCCUGGCAGUAUGGCUCCGUCCUCUGUGCCUCUGCAGCCUCCAUCCCCAGCUGGCCACGGGGUGCAGGUUCUUGCCACCCUCCCUCCUGUCAAGUUACACUGUCGGACACAAGCUGUGAGAAAUCUGCAGUCUACUGUCCCUGCGCGUUGGCAUUUUUCGCUCUCUUGACAAGCGAGCUCUGUUCUCCAGACGGUAGUAGGACAAUGCAAAUUGUUCUGAGCAAAGGAAAAAACUGACUUUAUUGCACUUUUAGUUUUGUUUUUUUUUUUAAACAAAAAACAUGGCAGAUGCAUAUUGUGUCUGGUUAUAUUGGGAGUUUUACUUUUUUCUGUUUUGAGGGGGAUGGGGCCAGCCAAGCCAUUCAGAGAGAACAUGGGUCCAGAGGACAUUCUCAAUGGAAAAAGUUGGGUCUGCAGCACCCAAAAGAGAAGAAGCCAAACUCUUGUCAUUCUGAGUAAACACUCAGGUUGGCAAAGAAACAUACUUGAAUAUUCAUUCAUCUUCUCAGCUGCUGAAGAAUGUCCCUACCAGAGCCUCUUGACCUCAUCAGCCUACAGUUUGGACCGCCUAGCUCUCCAGCACAUGGGAUGAGCCAGCCAAGCCAGACUGACCAGGAGAAGGAGAUGCUUGACAAAAAAAUUGGAAAUACCAGUUUCCUCCACUGCCAGGGACUUCCAACUAAAUAGCCAUGUGACUUUCUUAGUGACUUGGGGGACAAAAUUAGUGAUGAAAUGGCCACCGCCAUAUUGCCACUAGUGGACAAGAAGAGGAGGACUAAGUGAACCCGCCUUCCAACUGCCAGAAGAACCUCAGGAUUUGGCAUCAUAGGGCCAGGAAAUAAAAUCAUUGUGUACUGUCUGCCCCGAUAGCUGAGUGAUAGCAUUUGGGCUGGCCUGCCUUACCAGGAACCAAGCACCUGCAGAUCUCCCAGCAGGUCCACAGCAGCAUGCUUAGGACUGAGCACGUGGGGCUGUAUGAACAGGAAGAUAAGAUUGGCUGGUGCUGGAAAAUUCCAAGGGAAAGGAUACUGAAAUGAAAGGUCUGAAAUUAUCUUCUCAUUUGGAUAUAGACUCCUUCCAGAUAAGAUGGCCAUGUACCUAGAGCGUGUUUUCCCCAGUCCACUGUCUGCCUCCCCAUGUGGGUUAGCCACCUGAUCUACUACCAUGAAGAGUCUCGGUUCUUCGUUCACUGCUUGGAAAGUAAUGUAUGGAGUUAAUCUUACUGUGCUCAAUUUUCAUUUGAGUUCAGUGGCUUAUGUAAACAGUGACCUCUUUCCAGAUGUGAUGGAGGAGAAAGAACCACUUACAUCAGGGAACAAGGCCUUGUAUCUGGGAGUAGAGAGAGCUAACUCACCAAGGAGGACAGUGGCUGGUGACUUAGUCUGGUGGUUUUGGGAACUCCGAAAUCAUUGCCUCUGGCUUGAGAUGGAGGGCCGUGUUUUGGACUGGAGGAUGUGGGGAUACUUUCUGGUAGUUGGCAUUUCCUGACAAGUCCCUCGAUGUAUCUUACAUGGAGCAGAGAUAGCAACAGUGGCAUGGAUCAGAGUUACUGGGCUUUACCUCUUCCAUCGGGCCUUGGCUAGGAAAUACCAUUUUACUGGCUUCAAACCUGCUCAGCUCAUGUAAGGAUUGUAAUCUUUCAUUUCUUUAAAAGAAAUUUUCCUGUAUACAAAACAGAGUGGCUGGGAGACACAGUGUCACAUCCCUUUUCCACAAGGGUUUUGAAUAUUGAGGUUUGCUUCCUUGAUAAUACCUAGUGGUUAAGGCACCAUCACAGAAAUGUACAGUUUCUCAAUUGGCAUUUGGGCAACUCUAACUUCCUGUAUAGAAACUUUAACUUCCUUUUCCCUCUGUAGGAAAAAACCUUGCCUGUCAAGGGAUGGCAAGGGGAAGUAGUGACAAAGCCUCUAGCAUCCUGGCACUCCACACCCCACUAAGUGCCUCCCACCUCUGCUUCCACAAAAAAGCAAAGGCAUUGACCAGCUUGGCUCAGGGCAAGCCCCCCUGCAGCUGAGUUUGUGACUUUUUUUGGUCUUAAAUGUUUUAAAGGCUAGCUCUUGAAGGGUUAAACCUAAGCAGUUAUGGGGGGUCCUUCCUAAUGCACUGUUCUCAUUCUCUGCACCCCCCCCCCAAAAUCUCUUACUAGGUAUCUGCUUUUCAUAACAAAGGCAAAGAGCCCCACGUCCCUCUGGCAUGUAGGGUAAUGGUGAUUCUUCCAAGGCCAUUAGCACUCCAAGGUGGUCCCAGGCCUCUGAGAGAUUCUAUUGUGAUCUUCCUGAAAAUUAAGUAAAUAAAAAGACUACCUAAGGAAUAAUUUGGCCAUCAGUUCCAUCCCCACCAGCACAUCAGGGCUCCCUCUUCAACCCUGUUGCUAUAGUUGCUUAGUUCUGUGCCUCAGCCGGGUCCCUGAGGUUGGGCAGUCCCUCCACCCACCACCCACCCAAAUCUACUCACUAUAGUUUUGGAACUUUCUCCAUUUCACAGCAUGGUGCCUAAGGAUCUUUUUCUUUGGGGUCGGUGCAGUUGCUUCUGAGUUAGCAGUAAGUACUAGCAGCGUUCACUCAAAAUAUUCUUAAUAGUAUGCCAUUAGGAGGAUGUCUCCCAAGCCCUACGGUCCUCAGGUGUUGCAUCCUGAGCAGAUUAAGUCACGCAGGCCAGGAAUCCACCAAGGCACAAGCGGUCCUUCUCUUAUGACCAGAGGAUGACGUAUGUCUGUGCAAUCAAGCAGCUAAAGGUUGAUCGCUUACACACACCUUGGCAUUUCCCAGUGGUCUCACUCUGGACUCUGCAAGGGUGGGCAGUGUGCCAGCAGCCAGUGUACUUUUCUGACAGCCUUAGUGAACAUUCUGCUAUAUUGGGUCUGUCUAGAAGUAAACAGGGUCUAAGAAGGUACAAGUCAAGUGACUAGGCUAACCUCCAGUUAAAGCUCCAUUUCACUCUGGAAUGCAGAGGCAACAGGGGACAGCAGAAUCCUGGGCUUUUCAGUAGAAAUGUUGAUUUGCCUGUUUUAUCUGCAUGAAUUCCAGGUACAAAGAAAUCACCUCUGCCAUUAGCCAGAAGAGGGUCCAUCACCUCUAUAUCCCAGCUUAGUGCACUGGAAAUGGACACGGAUAGUGCAUAUUCAUUGUUGAUUCUCCGUGUUAGUAACCUCCUUUAAUGUCAGAAAUAUGCAGUGAUGGUAAAUGUAUGUCAGAUUGGUUACUAAAGAUCAUAGCCUUAACUUUUUUGUAUGCAAAAGAUAGAAUUAAUUGCCCCUGUCAGCAAGCAUGGCUGAUGUUUCUCAAAAAUAAGUACUUCCAUGACAGCAUAGAAAGCAUCUCAAAGGAACUUGAUCUUUUGAUGCAUCUCUCCCAAUUCCACAUGCCUCCUGUGUGUCCCAGUCACCUCCAUUUUCAUACUGAAACCAGUUUUCCAUUCCCAGUGAAUUGCCCUGACAGUGUCGUCUCCAGCGUCAGCCACAUUAGGGCUCAAAUUACUCAGAUUGGGAGCUUACAGCGCCAUACAGCCAACAUUGCCUUUGCCAGUCCACUGCCACUGUCCCCGCCAUUGCCCCAAUGUGGGCAGAUGAAUUCCAGCAACCCUUAGGGAGCCAGGAUAACGAGGCACCCCAUCUGGAUUGGCCAUAUAUAAGCACCAGGCACUUGUUUUGGGGGCUCUUGUUUUGGCAACUCCGGGCCUCCAGGAAAGCCCUGUCUAGAAAUUGAUGGCCAGUGAUUCCCAGUCUUCCCUAUGACGGGUUGGCAGGAAUCAAAAUGGGAUUCCUAUGGUUUUAUUGUUUUGGGGGUGGGGGGAGGGAGGCAGCGGAGGGGUGGCUUUGUUUCUGAAUAAAGAAGAGAGGAAACUAUGGCCCUUCUGAGGGUUUGCAGAGUUUGAGCAGUGUUUUAGCCACAAAUAAGAAAUCUUGGAAGUCUUUGAUCAAUUAAGCAGUCUUAAAAACAUGUUUCUCAUAACUCCUUUUGCAGGUGACUGAGUGCAAAAGAAUAGGUUUCUCCACUGUAUUCAAAAAUAGUAAGUAGGUUCCCUGGAUAUAGACUGUAGUAGUUGACAAAUUUCCUCAAAAAGCAACCAGGAAGUCCACUCCAGUAUUUGUAGAUCAGCUUACAAAGGAAAAAGUGAACAUGUACUCCAUAUAUUUCUAGUUUUGUUACCAAACUUGAUGUUAUAAAGAAACCUCAGUUCUGUGGACAGAAUUUCUUUUGUCGCUUUUCUUUUACUCCUUGCAAUCUUAUUUCCGGUGCCAUCACCACCUUCAGAGUCUCAGAGCAGAGGGUUAUCCUUGGUAAUAAAGGGGGGUGCAGUGCAGUCAUCCCAACAAGACACACAGGAAAACAGCUGUUCUGACUGCCUCUUCCCUGCAAACCCCCUCUUUCAGGGCAGGUGAGACAUUUUCAGUGUUCCUCUUCAUGAGCUCCAGACCAAAUCCCAGGCCAGCCCUUGCACUGAAAGCUUUUGUAAGAGGUUUAUCAAUCUGUUAGGAAUGUCUCAGGAGAGAUGAGCCAUUUCUUUGGGGGGAAAUCUAUUUACAGAUGGGUGUGUGGUUGCGCUUGUAUGCCUGUGUGUGUGUAUAUGUGCGUGCAUGCGCACGUGGUCUCAUCUGUGCAUUUCACUUCCAUAAAGACUCACAGGCCAGGCUGCUGAGACCAUGUGUUUAUGAAUAUCCUUGGAAGUAAACAAGUAACAAUUGAGCUUCUCAAACUAGUGUCACAGCAGGCUGGCUCUGGGAAUGAGCCCCAUUUAUCAAGCAGAAAAGUAAACAGCAGAAAAGAUAGAGAUGAAACCAAAAAUAUUAUAACCCCCCAAUGGAAAAUAAUGUUGAUUCAUCAAUUCCCAUUGGAUAUAUUACAUGCUCUAAUUUAUUAUAUUAUUAUUUUGUCUGUUUCUUUAAUCUUUGCCCAUUGUACUUUUAAAAAGAUGUUGGGAUGUUGAUUGCAAUUUUUUAAGACUAGAUAAUGUAUAAAUCAGCUGUGGAAAUCAGUUUUAAAUGCUGUGUGGAUGUGUCUGAUUUAUUGUUAAAUGCCUUUUUUUUUUUUUUUUAACUUUUUGUUUUAUUUUAGAUAUGUGUUGUUGUUUCAUAAACCCCGGCACUGGUCGCAAAGCUCAGCUGUGAAAAUGAAAUUUGUAGUAUUUUUUAACAUGAAUGUUUAUUUCAAGUGUAUUUGAAAUGGUUCCUCUGGGAGAGAGAUUUGUACACCAUUAGGAAAAACUCCUCUGCAGAGGAAGUAAGCCGCCUUUGGAGAAAACGGAAAAUGGGUCUUGAUGUGUUAUCUCAGAGUAGCCCAUUUCCUAGGGCACCAUGGAAAAACACAAAUGUGAUCUUUAAGUAUACCUCUUCCCUAAUUUGGGGAGGAAAGGACUCAGUUUGCACCCUUUUUGUAUGUAAAAUAAAAUGUCUUACCUUUCUUGACUAA